AUGUAUGUCCACUACUUCGCGGCCGCACCCGAGAUACCCAGAGACUCAUCGUCUUCUCUAGUAACCUACGGCCAAGAUACGGCCUCGACACCACCAGCCGGCGAUGAUUCCUUCUCCGACCUCCACCCCGCAAAUCCACUCCCUGUGAUUGUGCGCGCGACAAACGGCAAGUCGAAGAAACAUAGAGACGACAAGAUCAAGCUGUCCACAAUCGUUCAGCCCGAUGCUUUGGAAUCCUUCUUCGCCAGCUACGCCAACAUCUGCAAGGGGGGUAUGUCCGCACUCAAGCCCCGGGAUCGGAGUAAGAAGAAGGCCAAGUCCAGAAAGAAGAAGGGAGGUGCAGUCACGGCCGUCGCUGCGGCGUGA
Colletotrichum lupini is the source of this 366-nucleotide messenger RNA. RefSeq names its product signal recognition particle 14kD protein. Gene Ontology annotation, cellular component: signal recognition particle, endoplasmic reticulum targeting. Gene Ontology annotation, biological process: SRP-dependent cotranslational protein targeting to membrane. The transcript has a single exon. Gene Ontology annotation, molecular function: endoplasmic reticulum signal sequence receptor activity; 7S RNA binding. Bases 1 to 366 code for a protein of 121 amino acids. Lineage: Eukaryota; Fungi; Ascomycota; Sordariomycetes; Glomerellales; Glomerellaceae. The record is from RefSeq and is a predicted model, not a curated record.